UCUCUCUGCCGCCAUCAAACUGUCGGCAACGCUCCACCCGCCUCCCAACUGUUUUCCCGUCUUCGGCCCUCGGGGGAGCUCAGUUUAGGCCUUUCAGCUGUGGCACCUCCACGUUAUUACGCAAUGUACCACCGCCGAAGCUCCUCCGUACAGUUUUUAUGCUGCUUCUUUUACUUGGCGUUGAAAGCUUCCCUAGUAUGCUCGCAGGAACAGCUCCAGCACCACCGCAUCCCACUCCCCGACCUACAUUGGUACCCGGGUACCGCCACCUGGUACGGCGACCCCGAAGGCGACGGUAGUACCGGCGGGGCAUGUGGCUACGGUAACUUAGUGGACGUGAAGCCAUUGAGAGCAAGGGUAGGGGCAGUGGGGCCGGUACUGUUCAAGAAUGGCGAAGGGUGUGGAGCGUGCUAUAAAGUGAAGUGCUUGGACGAGAGCAUGUGCUCGAGGCGAGCCGUGACGGUGAUAAUAACGGACGAAUGUCCGGGCUGUCCCUCCGACCAAACGCACUUCGACCUCAGUGGUGCUGCCUUUGGGCGUAUGGCUAUUGCCGGCGAACAUGGUCAACUCAGGGACAAGGGUCAAAUCCCCGUCAUUUACCGACGAACACCGUGUAAAUAUCGAGGGAGAAAUAUUGCCUUCCAAGUGAAUGAAGGUUCUACGCCCUUUUGGCUUUCACUUUUGGUGGAAUUUGAAGAUGGAGAAGGAGAUAUAAGCUCUAUGCAUAUUCAAGAAGCAGGUUCUGUAGAGUGGCUAGAGAUGAAUCAUCUGUGGGGUGCAAAUUGGUGCAUCAUUGGUGGGCCUUUGAGGGGACCAUUUUCUGUGAAACUUAGCACAUCCACUGGGAGAUCUCUGUCUGCUAGAGAUGUCAUUCCAAGCAGUUGGUCUCCAAAAGCUACUUACGCAUCUCGUCUUAAUUUCUACCCUUAGCAGUGUUAUAAAGCAGAAGCAAGGACAAGUGCGAACCAAAGGGUUUCACAAGCAAGCAGGGAAAUACCUUUUCCAUAGUCAUAGCUAGCCAAGUUCCAUAAUGCAAAGGCAGUCUUGUGGGCUUGAGCUUUCUUUCUUUGUUUGCCAUUGUUGCUGUUAUAGCUUUUCUUCCAUUCGGUUUUUUAGUGAGAAAAGCAAGCGUUGGGGUGCGCAAGGGCAUCCAAUGUUUCUUCUUUUCUUAUUUUUAAAAGCAAUACUUGCUUUUAUAGUGUGCAACUCUUGGUAGUAGAUUCAUGUAGCCCUCUCCUAAGUGGAGAGAGAGCUUUUAGUAGUAAUUAGUAAGCACCCCUUUAGUCUUUACCUUGCGAGGCAAAUGUAUUGUGACUUGUGAUGUGAGUUUGGGUUAUUAUUAAAAUAUAUGACGUAUCCUUCAAUUUCAUGGACUUA
Molecule: messenger RNA, 1377 nt
Organism: Neltuma alba
Lineage: Eukaryota; Viridiplantae; Streptophyta; Magnoliopsida; Fabales; Fabaceae
Product: expansin-B3-like
Exons: 4
Coding region: 124-930 (268 amino acids)
Biological process (GO): sexual reproduction
Cellular component (GO): extracellular region; plasmodesma
Source: RefSeq, a predicted model, not a curated record